Thelazia callipaeda (thelaziosis nematode) is the source of this 222-nucleotide messenger RNA. The record is from the annotation of a GenBank genome assembly. NCBI's taxonomy places the organism in Eukaryota, Metazoa, Nematoda, Chromadorea, Rhabditida, Thelaziidae.
AUGUGGUCGGAUGAGGUUGCAGGAAAUUUGGUUCAGGAAUUGCGAAGAAGGUUAGCUGAAAUGGAACAUAUCAAUCCUUUGGGAACUGAUGAAGAUGAUAUUGCUAAUGCAAAUAUCUGUGAUGCUAAGACUGAAAAGGAUGAAUUUAUGGAACCUUUUUCUUCUGUUCAUGGCCAUAGCGAUGAUGAUGGUUUGAAUUUAUCAGUUAUCACAGCUCUAUAA